AUGGCUCGCGUAAAGGUCGUGGCGCCGGACCGCAUUUUGGUCCCGGGGAAAUCCAACCUCGAUCGAUGUGACAACAAGGUCGUUUCGGCGCGAUACACUGCGCUUACCUUUUUUCCGGUGGCAAUUUUGGAGCAGUUUCGUCGGUUCGCCAAUCUUUACUUUUUGAUUGUGGGCUGCAUCAUGGCGUUGGGCGAGUACACGGACGCCUUUGAGACGGCCAUUUCCCCCUGGACGACGCUGGGUCCGCUCGCCUUUGUCAUUAGCAUUUCUCUCCUUGUCGAAGGCUCGGCCGAUUACAAGCGUCACAAGAACGACGGAGACACCAACAAUGCCCCCUCCGAGGUCAAGAUCGCUUUUCAGAAGGUGCGACGCAUGGAUAUUCGACAAGGACAGUUUGUUCUCCUCAAGAAUCGCAACAUGGUUCCCGCCGAUAUUGUUCUUUUGGCAAGCUCUAACGAUCACGGGGGUGCCUACAUUGAGACUUCCUCAAUCGACGGUGAAACCAACCUCAAAUUGCGUAAUUCUCCUCGUUUACCACCUUCCCGGGGUUCGGCGUUCGAUGCCGACAGCAGCCCUCCUAGUACUGGCUUUGAUGACGGCAAGUAUAUUGCGGCACUCGUCACGGAGCCACCAAAUCCAAGUGUGCACACUUUCAGCGGAAAGCUUACCCUGCCGCCAUUCAAGACCGGAGAAUCUCCUAUCGACAUUCCGCUGGGUGCAGACAAUGUCUUACUUCGUGGGGCUGUUCUACGAAAUACGGAAUGGGCUAUUGGUGUAGCCUUCUUCACGGGAACCGACACUAAAUUGAUUCAAAACUCUUUCGAGACGCCGUCGAAAUUCAGUGUAUUGGAUCGUCUCAUGAACUACACUGUAUUGGCAAUUCUUUGUAUUAUGGUCGGAUGCAUUGCCUACUUGGCCACGCAGGCGGAUGAGUCAGAGCCAUGGCCUUACUUGCCGAAUCUUCCUCCCCCGGCGUGGGAGACUUCCUCGAAUAACUGGCUUCAAUUUUUCUUUCUGUAUGUGACGUUGUUGAACAACUUUAUUCCGUUGAGUCUAUACGUUACGGUUGAGUUUAUUACUUUUUGCAUGCUUUGGUUCAUCUACGCCGAUCGCGAAAUGUACGACGACACUACUAAUACACGUGCUGUUGCUCGGAGCACUAUUGUUACCGAUCUUGGUCGGGUUCAGUACAUUUUCUCCGAUAAGACCGGUACUUUGACUCAAAACGUAAUGCGCUUCAAACGCUGCUCAGUGGACGGAAUGGCAUUCGGGGCGCCCAUCCAGAAAGCGGCUCCCGGGGCCCAAAACGAUGCCGACGACGCUCCUUUCCUGCCUCUACGUCAGCUUCUUGUGGGUCAAUUCAAGUCUCAAAGGACAGCUGGUCUGGAGGGACUGGGAGGCUCCACUUCUUCGGAUGCGGCUCCUGUUGACAAGAAAUUAACCUUCAAUGCCGAAAUGUUUCUCCGAGUACUAAGUCUGUGCCACACUGUUGUUGACAGAAACGGACGAGGGGACGAACGGGAAAAAGGCCCGGAUGGUGCACCGUACGGCUAUGCCUAUCAAGCAGAGUCUCCAGACGAAGGGGCCCUCGUUUCUGCAGCAAGUACAACGUAUGGAUUUCAGGUCAUUGGUCGCGAUGCGGCCGGUAUUCGGUUGCGUGUUAAAGAAAAGGAGGAAACAUGGACCAUUCUAGCCGUCAACAAGUUCGAUUCAGACCGAAAACGCAUGUCGAUUCUAUUGCGCUCACCGCCUGAGCUCGGCUCCCUUCCUAUUCUGUUUUGCAAAGGAGCAGACUCGGCAAUGCUCGACCCUGCAAUUGUUUCCAAUAUGGCCAAUAUGUUGGGGCUACAAGCGCACCUUGGUGAUUUUGCUUCGGAAGGGCUGAGAACUCUAGUACUGGGCAUGAGGGUUCUGACGGAGGCGGAGUGCGAAGAGUGGCUCAUAGUUUACAAAGAAGCCGCUGUCGCACUUAAAGAUCGAUCGGAACUUCUCACAAAAGCUGCACUCCAGAUUGAGCGAAAUAUUCAUAUUGUUGGUGCAACAGCAAUUGAAGACAAGCUUCAGAAGGGUGUUCCAAAGACAAUUGCAACUCUUGGAGAAGCAGGCAUCAAACUUUGGGUCUUGACCGGGGAUAAGCGUGAGACUGCAGUCGAAAUCGGAUAUUCUACCCAUGUUCUUACUCCAAGAAUGCAUUUGACUCAAGUUCCUGACAAUGGCAAAUAUCAUGUUCGGACUCAGAUGAUGUUUGCGAUUGAUCGACAGGUUCGGAAAGGACAUUUGAAGAAGCACAUGCAUUGGCAGCGACUUGCCGCCAUCGAGGAAGAUGGGGGAUCAAGAAGAGCAGUUACGGUAGUGCCACCGAAAGCUAGUGACGGGCCUAGAGCGUUAGUAAUUGAAGGUGCUGCUUUGAAGCAUUUGUUGGGUGAUCCGGAAAUGGAAGAGAUUUUGUUUUCCGUUGCAAGCAGCUGUGAUGCUGUCAUUGCCUGCCGUGUAAGCCCGCAACAAAAGGCUCUUUUAGUGAAGCUGGUACGAUAUAACGUAAAGCCUGAACCAAUCUCGUUGGCAAUUGGCGAUGGAGCCAACGACGUCGGAAUGAUUCAAGAAGCUCACGUUGGAAUUGGCAUCUCGGGGAAGGAAGGCCAACAAGCUGUAAAUGCUUCCGAUUUUGCGAUAGCUCAGUUCAGGUUUCUGGAGGAACUCGUUUUGAUACACGGCCGGUGGAAUUUUUUUCGUCUUAGUACGGUGGUUUUGUACUCAUUUUACAAGAACGCUUUAAUGGCUGGAAUUCUUAUCGUGUUUGCAUCUCGGACCGUCUACAGUGGCACGCCCUUGUUCGACGAGUGGUUGAUUGCGAUGCUUAACUUUGUAGCCGCGGCUCCAAUUGUGGCCCUCGGGCUUUUUGAUCGCUGCUUAAGCAAAGAAUACGUUCGAAGCCAUCCCGAAGUCUACAAGGCAACACGAGAGAACGAGUUGAUCACCUUUCGGACCUUGUUGCGAUGGAUUGCUUUGACAUUUGUCCAUAUUUUCACGCUCUUCUUUUU
Messenger RNA from Phaeodactylum tricornutum CCAP 1055/1, 3041 nucleotides. It is a transcript of the gene ATPase-P4, whose product is annotated as P4, P type ATPase. Gene Ontology annotation, biological process: phospholipid translocation. The record is from RefSeq and is a predicted model, not a curated record. Gene Ontology annotation, cellular component: plasma membrane. Lineage: Eukaryota; Bacillariophyta; Bacillariophyceae; Surirellales; Neidiaceae. The annotation marks the transcript as partial. Gene Ontology annotation, molecular function: ATP binding; ATP hydrolysis activity; magnesium ion binding. The transcript is spliced from 9 exons.